AUGACCAAGAUCCUGACAGCCCUGAGCGUUGCGCUCGCCUCGACAGGCUUCCUCGCCUCGGCGACUCCUGUCGACGCCGCCGCCGCCGCCGCCGCCAAGCCAUGCCUCAAGGGACCUCCUCUGCGACACUGGCCGCGCGAGGCCGCAAAGGCGCUCAACGCCAUGAUUGCCGCCAAUGCUCACCAGGGUCGCUACGCGGCGUUUGACAUGGACAACACGAGCUACCAGUACGAUCUGGAGGAGUCGCUGCUGCCGUACCUCGAGAACAAGGGCGUCAUCACACGCGACACCAUGGACCCCUCGCUCAAGCUCGUCCCCUUCAAGGACACGCCCGAGCACAACGAGACACUCUACGGCUACUACCUGCGACUCUGCGAGAUUGAUGAUGCCAUUUGCUACCCCUUUGCGGCGCAAAUUUUUAGCGGCAUUCCCUUGCGCAAGCUCAAGGUCUACGUCGAUGACCUUAUGGCGCUCAACGACACCGUCCACACGAGCUACUACGAGGGCGACGAGCUAGUCAAGGUCGAUGUCAGCCCGCCCAAGGUCUUCCGCGGCCAGGUGGAGCUGUACAACAAGCUCAUGGCCAACGGCAUCGAGGUCUACGUUGUCUCUGCCGCUUCCGAGGAGCUGGUCCGCAUGGUCGUCUCGGAUCCCAAGUACGGCUACAACGUCAAGCCCGAAAACGUCAUUGGCGUCACUACGGCGCUCAAGAAUGUCACCAGCAAUGAGCUCACCUCUGCGCGCAAGCAGGUGAGCGACGGCACAUACGACGAGCAGGCCAACCUCGACCUCAUCAUGACCCCUUUCCUCUGGACUCCGGCCACGUGGAAGACGGGCAAGUGGGCUGCCAUCCUCUCUUAUAUCGACAUGUGGAAGAAGCCCAUCCUUGUCGGCGGCGACACCCCGGACAGCGACGGCCCCAUGCAGUUCCACGGCGUCGAUGUCCGCCGCGGCGGCAUCCACCUCUGGAUCAACCGCAAGGACAAGUACCAGAAGCAGAUUGACCAGAUGAAGGCCGACUUUGCUGCCGAGCAGGAGAAGGAGGGAUGGCCGGUGACCGCCGAUAAGAACUGGGUGACGGUCAAGCCAGCCGACAUUCUGUAA
Messenger RNA from Akanthomyces muscarius, 1104 nucleotides. RefSeq lists its product as uncharacterized. The transcript has a single exon. Lineage: Eukaryota; Fungi; Ascomycota; Sordariomycetes; Hypocreales; Cordycipitaceae. Bases 1 to 1104 code for a protein of 367 amino acids. The record is from RefSeq and is a predicted model, not a curated record.